Caenorhabditis auriculariae is the source of this 5322-nucleotide messenger RNA. The record is from the annotation of a GenBank genome assembly. Lineage: Eukaryota; Metazoa; Nematoda; Chromadorea; Rhabditida; Rhabditidae.
AUGUCGACGAGAUCAAGGUUGAAGGAUUACGAUGUCGCUUUUGUUGCGAAUACCGAUGCACAUUCUAACCUUACGUUUUGUGUAAUUUUGAAAAAAGGAUUCACUGCUGUUAUAAAAGGUCCACUGACCAAUUUGCAGCCUGGAGAUUUUCUCAAAGUUUUGUUGAGGUAACUCGUUUGCAUUUCUGCGGGAUACUUUUAUUUUCAGUGACUUUGAAAGCCAUAAUCCUAGCCACCGUGCAAGACAUAGUAUCACUGAUUAUGAGAGUUUCUCUGGAGACCCGCCUGCCAUUGUUGUUCAAAGGUUUCCUAAAGUGGUAGUAAGUUUUUUUUUUGCAAUAGAGUUUUUGCUCGAAUUUCUGAAAAGUUUCGCUCAGCUUUAUUCGAAUCACCUGUCCAGUUGUAUAAAAUAAAACUCAAACAUUAUAUCUCCUAUUUAUGAAUAUUUUAAGAGUUUUGGAAGAAUAAUCCAAAAGUUGCAGUAGAUACAUUUUUAGUAGUGUCUGACAAGGAAAGUGCGUGAGAGGAGCACUGACCCAAACUUCUGGGUUGGAUAGUCCUAGGUGUGAGUAAACUAAUAUAAAAAGAAAUAUCUGCGAAGCGCCAUAGGGUACUGAGAAAAAGUGUGUCGAAAAUGUACGGAAAAAGCUCAAAAACUAAUUUUCUUUGGCUUUUAGCUUUCCAAAACAUCUACUAUUGUUCACUAUAUCAAAAGAAACGCGAAAAAGAAACUUCACACCAAAAACCCAACUAGAAUUCGUUUUUGUGCUUUUUGUGCCCUUUUUCGAUAGGCUGUUUCUCCGUACCCUAUAGCGCUUAUAUAGCGGGUCAUUAUUUCUGUUUUCGAACACUAGUAAACUAGGACUACCUGCUACAAAAGUUUGAGCCAUAUCUGCGAUGCUCACCUCACACUUCCCUCGUGAGAACAAUUAUUACCACGGUUAGCUCUUGCGGUCUUUUUUUGUUACAUAGCAAUAAAUUAUUUUUCUAUUUAUGGAUAUAUUUUCAGUUGAAAACAACGGCUGAAGUAGAGCCACCGGUAAAUGGAGUCAAAAUGCUGUCGAACGAAGUUUUUGGUUGGUGUUUUUUUUUUUAAAUUAUUGUUUUAUUACAUGGAAACUGAAAUGAUUGUAGGAUGUUUCGUCGAUUUGGAUGGAAUCACUAGAGGAACUGUCGGCGAUCUUGUCGAGUUCGAAUUUACGGUUUGUAGUUGAGGCCAGUCAGGGAAAUAACUUGAAAGUUUUCAGUGCGUUUCCAGUCCCUUAAACAAAUACUCUUCCAUAUUCGUUCCUAGACGCAUAAUCCGAACGAUUCAAAAUGUCAGUGCUAAUCAGUUGCUUAUUCAUGCAAAUUAUUUAUGAUUAAUAUUUUUUUACUACGGCUUUUUGAGACCUUGAAGUUUAAAUUUUAGCUCGAAGUGAACUCGUUGGGAUUCACACUGAUCUGUAAAUAAAUUAUUAUUAUCGUUAAUAUUAUUAUUAUUAUUAUUAUUAACCAGUAAGAAAUUUAGUCGAAAAAAAGAGAAGAAAAAAAUUUAUAGCGCUGAAUAUAAAUAUUUAAGAUUAUAACUGAUACGCAGCACGCUUGCGAGAUUCAGAUAUUUAUUUACAUAGUUAUAAAAAAAAGGUGUACGCCUGUAGAAAGGCCCUAUAUACUUUUUUGUCAACUUAUUUAUUCUUUCUUCACACUUGCUAAAGCAUUUUUAUAAUAAGAACGUUUUUUCUAAAAUCAAGGUGGCUGAUUACAACUUAAAUUAACAAUGAGAUUAACACUUUGAAUUUUUAUAAACCUUUUGUUUCUUUUCUUUUUUCCUUCUUGGAAGUGUAGUUGAUCUUUUACUUUAGCGCCCAUCACGCAAUGUUUUCUCUAGAAACGAGAGUUCUGGAAAUACGAGAAAAAUCUAUCGCGGACUUGUUUCUCAUCAAGCCGAUUGCGUCCGUUUUGUUUGGUGUGUUGAUUUCCAUGACGAUGUCGUUCUGAACAAACCAGUGUGAGUUUUUUUUUUUACAUUUUCUGUGCAAUUAUUACUUUAGCCAUUCUGAAAUUUGACAUUUUCCAAAUGUCAAGUAUACAGCUUUUUUUUUUUGUUUGACUCGAACUUCUCAACAUUAAAAUGAUUUUUUUUUCAGAGAAAUCAGCAAAUUGAUUGGGAAAUGGAUCGAGUUCGAAGUGACCCAUGGUGCUGGGAAGCGUAAUUUCGUUAGCAAGUUUCAUGGAGUCAUCGAUGAUUUGAUAGAGACGAAAGUGGAAAAAGAUAGAUUUGCUUUGGUCAGUGGGUUAAUCACUUUCUGAAGACUUGAGAUCAUCGAGACUGUGUAAUAGCUUCAAUAUUUAUCCUAACCCCUAGUUGCGUGAAUUUCAGAGCUGGGCCCUCUCCGCAAAAAAAAGUGAAUUUUGGUAAGCAAAAAAAACUGCGAAACUAUUAGGUUGUCAAGAAACGGAUUUCGUUUUUUGAUGCUUCAACUUUGACGAGGAGUUUAGUACAAAAAAUCUUUUUUGAUACCGGAAUGUUAUAUAUCAUUUUGAAGCUCGAUGUCUGUGUUUCAAAUUGUACAUAAGAGAUUCUCUCAAACAAAAUCGAGUGAGUUUUUUUCGCCGUGUGAAAUUAGCAUAAAAAGUUGCAAUUUUGCAUUGUUUCUUUGUUCAAGCUUAGACGGCUUUUUAUGCUCAAAAUGUGUGCAACAAAUUUUGAACUAAUAAAAAAUUAAUCAACCAGUGGUCGGAAAAAUUCCGAUCAGGAGAUAUAAGACCGCGGAAAAGCCCGACUGUUUUUCAACAUGUCUUACUUUCGUUAACUAUUUCAAAGUUUUGGCGAUUGCACCUCUGAGAAUACCUAUUUAUUAAACAUCUACAAGGCUUGUAGAAAUCAAAAAAAAACUUAUCUCAUGUAUUGAUAACGGAUUAUCAGACAGAGCAUGUCAAGGGAACAUUUAGCGCAUAAAAACAACCAUUUUAAAAUCUUGACGCCUGCCGGAAAUCUUUUUCAUCAGUUACUCAACAAAUACUGCAUACUUUCCAACAAAUCAAAAACCAAAAUGAAAAGUAAAAGCUUUUGAACAAGCCGCAGCGUCAGAUCAGUUAUUAGACUUUCCAUAGACUUCAAAAAAGUCCCCCGAAACAAUCCACCAAAAUAAUUGAUUUUGUCGACCUUUCGGUCGUUUGAGGCUAGUUCACAUAAUUUUAGCCAGCUGAUUUUUAUCUAAUAAUGAAACAGAAGCCAUUACUUUGUCAUUUGACAGGAGGGAGCCGGAAAAUCUAGCAUAAAAUAUAGGAAAUGACUGUUUGAAGUCAACCGUUGAAAAACGAAAUCCGUUUCUUGACAACCUAAUAUGCCUAUGGGGAACAUAAAAAAGGAAAAAAGUAUUUCUAACUGGUGGUAUGAAAAAAACACCAGCGAAAAUUCAAACGGCGACUUUUCCGAUUUUUUCAUAUCGCUAGGAAACUUUCCGACGGCCACCUUUCCGACGAAUCUUUUUCCGACUUUUUUUUCUCGAUAAACUUUUCGUUUUAAAUCUCCCUAUAUAAAGUAGGUAGUUGGUUAAUGAUUAAAACACAAAGAAAUAGAAAAAAACAAUGUUUAUAGAUGUUUUAGAAACCGAAAAAAUUAAGGGAAAAAAGUCGGAAAGGGAUCCGUCGGAAAGGUGGCCGUCGGAAAGUUCCCUAGCGAUAUGAAAAAAUCGGAAAAGUCGCCGUUUGAAUUUUCGCUGGUGGUUUUUUCAUACCACCUUCUAACUAGGCUUCCAUAGAGAAAUCCUUGAAACAGCAAACGUUUGUGCGUUCCGUAUUUUUUUUUUUUUUUGAGUUUUAUUGGGAUUUUUCUGAAUUGAGGUAGCCUAUUUGGAAGUUAUUUUUAGUCUGUUAUAUCAAAAAAUAGGCAUAGUUUAAAAGUUUUCCACUUUUUUAGUUAAAAAUUCUUCCCUACAAAAAUUCUCUCGUCCGUUUGCGGAACUGUUGCGCCCAUUCCUUGUAAAGAUUAUUUUUUUUCCUUUUUGAGGGAUCAUUCUAAAAAAAAGUUCUUUCUUUUUGAUUAUCCUAUAUGAUUUCGGCUAAAACAGUUUUUCAGGUUCGUGUAGAUUUGAAGUACUGCGGAGAUUCGGAUGAUGGUCUUCUGAAGCUUGAACAUCCAUAUAUUGGUUCUGUCGUCGACUUCAGAUGUUUUCUACCAGAUUCUCUGGAAGUAGGAUCAUUGUAAGUAACUGUUUCUCUUUUUUCGACAAACUCCUUUCUUAGUUUGUCUGAAAAACACCUUCAAAAAUUGUGAUUUUUUUUUGUGGUUUCAAAUAAUUAAUCAAUUUAUAGUGUGGAAACCUGGGUCGCUCCCCAUAGAAGAGAGAGUCAAGUGAGCCGAUGGGGCAUUCGAGGACCGCCUUUGAAUAUAGUGCGUUUUUUUAUCAUUACAGUUUUAAUUCUUCAAAAAUGGCUUUUUAAUGCCGUGUUUAAACGGAUUGCGCGAAGAUCAAAUUAUCUUUGACUCUCCGAAAUUUGGUUAUUUUUUUUCGCUCUCUUGCGGUUAUUUCGCAUUUCGCGGAACUUUUUUGAACACGGCAAAAAAAGGCGCCGUAUUUCUCAAUACUUUUUUCUUUUUCUUAAUUUUCCGCCAGUCGAUGUGGACCUUUUCAGCAUCGUCUUUUCUUUCUCUUUUUUGUUUUUAGUGGAAGACUCAGCAAAGUUUUCAAUAAUAAGUUUCUAACCUCUUUAUUUAUGCUUUUUUGCAACCUCUAUUUUUUGCCUUUUGUUCGAAAAUUUUCAGUCUUUUUGCACUAGUCAGUUCGGUUCAAAGAAUUAUUUGACUGAGUCAUUUUAGUACUCGGGCAAUUCUUCGUACUGUUCGGCGCCAACAAACCCUCGAGGGACCUCGAAUAGAAGUUCUUGGGAUGAAGUGCGUCCUUCGAAGUCUUCAUAUAGCGAAGAAGAAUAUUCUUCAUGUCGGGAUGAUGAUAAGGUUUACUACUGUCUCUUCUUAAAGUUAAAACUAUCCUUCAAAAUGAAACGAAAACUUCAAAGGAAUGCUUUGAAAUUAAUAUUUUGUUUUGAAACAGCAUUUUUUCCAACUUAGGUUUUACUCAAAUUAUUUUCAGUCUGUAUCUUCUACCGUCAAAACAACAACGAAAGAACCUCAUUCGACAUCAAAUAAUUCUUCUGCUAGUGCCGCUGAAGUUGAAUUGGUUAGGAUUGCCUGUGAAAAACAAAGAUAUUCAAUAUUUUUCAGAAGCGCCUUCGGGAGUUGUUCGCCCUUCUGAUGAAUGACAAGUAUAUUUCAGAUGUAGUCAUGGAUUUCGACGAAAACGUCCAUUAUGAAGUUAUAAACAUUCUUUUAUCUUGA